This is a messenger RNA of Salvelinus fontinalis (brook trout), 3521 nucleotides long. Its product is annotated as phosphatidylinositol transfer protein beta isoform-like. Gene Ontology annotation, biological process: phospholipid transport. The coding region runs from base 59 to 877 and encodes 272 amino acids. Gene Ontology annotation, molecular function: phosphatidylinositol transfer activity; phosphatidylinositol binding; phosphatidylcholine binding. NCBI's taxonomy places the organism in Eukaryota, Metazoa, Chordata, Actinopteri, Salmoniformes, Salmonidae. The transcript is spliced from 11 exons. Gene Ontology annotation, cellular component: cytoplasm. The record is from RefSeq and is a predicted model, not a curated record.
UUGUUGAAAUGGCACAUGACGUCAUUUGUAGUACGCAGCCGCAGCGGAAAAAGUGACAAUGGUCCUGAUCAAGGAAUACCGUGUGGUCUUACCCUGUACUGUGGAGGAGUAUCAAGUGGGCCAGUUGUACUCCGUAGCAGUGGCCAGUAAGAAUGAGACGGGUGGAGGAGAGGGCAUUGAGGUCCUCAAGAAUGAACCCUAUGAGAAGGAUGGCGAGAAAGGACAGUACACACACAAAAUCUACCAUCUGAAGAGUAAAGUCCCUGCCUUUGUCAAGAUGAUUGCUCCUGAGGGCUCUCUGGUCUUCCAUGAAAAGGCCUGGAACGCUUACCCUUACUGCCGAACCAUUGUAACGAAUGAGUAUAUGAAAGAUGACUUCAUCAUUAAGAUUGAGACAUGGCACAAACCUGACCUUGGCACAUUAGAAAACGUGCACAAGCUGGAUGCGCCCACAUGGAAGAGUGUGGAGGUGGUGCCCAUUGACAUCGCAGAUGGAGAACAAGUGGCCCCUGCUGACUACAAGGCAGAGGAGGAUCCUGCUCUGUUCAAGUCAGCUAAGACUGGUAGAGGGCCCCUGGGACCUAAUUGGAAGAAGGAGCUGGUUAGUAAGGCUGACUGCCCGAGGAUGUGUGCCUACAAACUGGUCACGGUCAAGUUCAAGUGGUGGGGCCUGCAGAACAAGGUGGAGAGCUUUAUUCACAAGCAAGAGAAGCGUAUCUUCACUAACUUCCAUCGCCAGCUGUUCUGUUGGAUCGACAAGUGGGUGGAGCUGACUAUGGAAGACAUCAGGCGGAUGGAGGCGGAGACACAAAAGGAGCUGGAGGAGCUUCGCAAACACGGUAAUGUACGGGGAACCAGUGCUGCCGAUGCUGAAUGAGACGGAGGAGGGUUUUGAACAACGACAGCGAUGAAGAGUGAAGGUGGUGAUGAUGAAGAAUGCGAAGCGGGCUCCCUGCGUUCCACCUUUACCUUACUGAUUCAGGAUGUGGAGAAUGAGGGCUCUGCUCCACUUGAUCAAUAGACCAGCACCCUGACCUGCCGGCACCCAAUCAUAGACAUUCUAUCCACAGAAGAAUUAAUUUGUUGAAAGUGACACGAUCCUAGCUGAUAAGGCUCCAGUUCAUUUUGAUCUCCAAGGCUAAUAACGAUAUCAAGCAACAAUGUCCUCCGUAAAGCCACCUACCACCUCCAUGUUGUUGAAGACUAGUCCCUAAAUCUUCUCUUGAUAGAUGCUUAUAGGGCUGCUUUGUUGUUGAUAUAGAAAUUAAUAUUUUUUAAGCAUUUAAUUGGCCUGAUUGCAUUAUGGCAGGUGUUGGUCUAAGUAGUUUGCUAUUCUAGUCAGAGGAUCGUUCCUCUGUGGCCUGUUGCCUUUGCCAGUUUUAGUUUUCCUUUGUAUUUGUGAAUAUUUUCUCCAGAUCAUUCCUUUCAAGACAGUAAUUUCUCUCCUCAGUCCUCUUCUAGCUGUUCAUAACUGUGGUUUUCCGUUAGCUGGCGAGAGAGAGCCUGUUAGUUUUUUUUUUCUCCAUUUACAUGUCCCUUCCUGCCAUGGCAUUCAUUAAGAGAUUACUGACACCCUUGGCGCCUGUGCCUAUCCUAAUCUCUCCCCCUCUCUCUGCACUGCUUCUUAUUAACGCUGACAAUCUUGUCCACACAGGUAUUUCACUCUCACUCCAAUGCAAAUGAACACAAACACACACCCGUACAAACACGCACAUGUAAACACAAGCACGCACACACACUCACAGGUGUGAAUGCCUUUGAGGUGACUGAUCUGGCCCAAGCUCACGCUGGGCAGAUCCGUGCAGGCUCCUUCAACUGAAGGGACGUGUCUGUUGUUGGAGUGUUGGGUGCUCUCACUAUUUUUCCCACACUCCCCAUACUCACUCCGCUCCUCCCUAGCGGAUGCCCCCAGAGAGAAACCGCACUGAAAAACAGUCACAGAUUGUGCUACACACCUUCAGUCUCUGUCACGCCCUGCUCACACCGCCCUGCUCACACCACCCUGCUCCCCACCACAACAGUAGCCUGCCUGCCUGCCUGCCUUAUUCCUGUGGUUCUCUGGGAUGGAAUUCUACUGCUUGUCGUAUCCUGCUGAGCAUGGGCAGCAGGUAAACAGACACCCAGCACCACUCUAACCCACACCAGACCACCAGCCCGGCCCAGGCCACCACCCCGGCCCAUACCAGGCCUCUCCUGACUGGGCCUGUUUACAGAGCGAGCAGCUUCACUCUCUACUCAGCCCUACUCACUCAGCACCACGCUGUGCCUUACUACACCACCAUGCCUUUCCUUCUGGCUCCAUACUGGCACCAGUUGGUCAUUUAGGCUUUACUACUAGGACACUGAUCAGCAGGUUAUCCAUCCAUUGUAGAGAGGGGGUUAGAUUAGGCUUGAUCGGUUUGCAAUGACUUUAUGACCUCUAUUUUAACUGAACCUCACUAUGUUCUCAAGGUCCUUUUACAUAUGGCACUAAUGUACUGUAUGUUUGUUCUGUUGGGCUGUGGUGGGCUGAUUAUUCCCUGCAGUGAUACUGUACUGAUGUAGACAUGACUCCCCAGCAGCAAGCCAGUCAGACAGUGCCAUGCUAAAGCCUGAAUGCUGCUCUGUGUGUUUAAGCACAUAAGUGCCUUCAUGUUAGUGUGUGCAUGUCGGCGUGCUUGUGGGACAAUAAAUAAUCAUGUGUAUCUUCGCUUGUCAUUCAACCUCAGCCGUUCAGCCUCUUUUUAUAAACAGACGUGCUUGCUGCCAAGACCGAUGGAAUAUUUUUUAUGAAGAGCUCAGUAUUGAUAGUAUAUUUUUAUAUUGUGUAAGCCUCACAGGGGGAUUGUGAGAACCUUCUCAGUUAUGGGUUUAGUGCUCACCCAAAGAGUAUGAAUGGAUCUGGGCGAUGUCAUUUGUUUACAUGCGUUGUUCCAACCUAGCUCAACCCCACACUUCCGAGGGGCAAUACUAACUCACUAGCGGAUAGACGACUAAAAUGGCUGAACUCUCCUGUACCCCGUAACUGAGAGGAUAUAUCAUGAGUACCAAUGUCAGUGUUGGUCACUGACAGGACAUGAAAAGUCAAGGCCAUAAUGGGACUUAUAAAGUCCAGAUUUCCCAUCGGUUACUAUUUGCAUUCAAAGAAAGUCUGUAAGAGAGGAGUGUUGAAUAUGAUUCAUGCCUUUAGGUCUGUCUACAGCCUCUUGCUUGUAUUGAAUAGUACGCUUAUGAUGCAACCCAGCUUCUGUAUUUACGAUCUGUACUGUAGAGACAAUGAUGUGGGGAAAGGACAGAGUGGAGACGGUCUUUACAAUAAAAACUGUACAGUAUGAUCAUGAUUUAUUAAAUAUACUGUUACAUUUCGAGAAGAAUAAAAAAAUGCUUUUAAAUGUUUCUGAUCAUCUGUUGAAAUUCAGGGGACAUGGUAGUAAAUGUAUGACAUCAUUUGUUUAGCCUUUUCUGUCUGUCGAUUUUUGUCGACAGACAGAAAAGUCUACACAAUGUAUUGAAAUACCUAAUAAAUUUCAACACAAAAUGGA